Molecule: messenger RNA, 1108 nt
Organism: Schistocerca nitens (vagrant locust)
Lineage: Eukaryota; Metazoa; Arthropoda; Insecta; Orthoptera; Acrididae
Exons: 4
Coding region: 4-1077 (357 amino acids)
Source: RefSeq, a predicted model, not a curated record
GCCAUGCUCCAGACGCGCUCUGCGGUCUUGCUCGCGGUGUUGGUGGCGGCCGCGACGGCGGCGCCGGCGGAGGACGCGGCGCUCUACUCCAGCAAGUACGACAGCGUCGACCUGGACAAGGUGCUGGCCAGCGACCGCCUGCUCAACAGCUACUUCCAGUGCCUCAUCUCCGACGCCGACGACCGCUGCACCGCGGACGCCAAGUAUCUCAAAGAGGUAAUACCGGACGCACUCACCAAUGAAUGUAAUCGGUGCCGUCCGAACCAAAAGGAAGGAGCCGAGAAGGUCAUCAAGUUCCUUAUUAACAACAAACCAGACAUGUGGGAGAAACUGGAGGCGAAGUACGACCCACAGGGGGUAUACAAGAAGAGGUACCAGAACGAGUUUGAGAGAGUCAAGGGGGGGAAGGACCAGGAGCCGUACUCCAGCAAGUACGACAAUGUGAACCUGGACGAGGUGCUGGCCAGCGAGCGACUCCUCAACAGCUACUUCGAGUGCCUCAUCGCCGACACAGAAGAGCGCUGCACGGCGGAUGCCAAGUACCUCAAGGAGGUCAUCCCGGACGCUCUGAAGAACGGUUGCAGCCGCUGUCGGCCGAACCAGAGGGAGGGAGCCGAGAAGGUGAUCAAGCACCUCAUCAACAAGAAGCCCGACAUGUGGAACCAACUGGAGGCCAAGUACGACCCCGAGGGCGUUUAUAGCAAGAAGUACCAGAGCGACUACGAGAGGGUGAAGGGCCAGAAGGAGACCGAUAUGUACUCGAGCAAGUACGACAACGUCAACUUGGAUGAGGUGCUGCGCAGCGACCGCCUGUUCGACAGCUACUUCCGCUGCCUCAUCGAGAACACCGAGGAUCACUGCACCGCCGACGCCAAGUACCUCAAGGAGGUCAUCCCAGACGCACUGACGAAUGGCUGCAACCGAUGCCGACCAAAUCAGCGGGAUGGCGCCGAAAAGGUCAUCAGACACCUCAUCAAGAACAAACCCGCCAUGUGGAACGAACUUGAAGCUAAAUACGACCCAGAGGGCAUCUACAGAACCAAAUACCAGAGCGACUAUGAAAGGGUGAAAGUCUAGGCAACGAUGUAUCUCAAAUCCUUGAACUCGA